CUGCUCCGGGGCGCCGGGCCCUCCUCGGCCGCGGCUCGGCCCGGCUCGGCGACGGCCGGCCGGAGGGAGGCUCGGCGCGGCGGCGCCCCACAAGUUGCCCUGCCCGCGGCGAGGUUGAACAGACCCGUGCUGCCAUUUUGAUGAAAAGCGGUCGACUACUGGUGGAGUCUGACGGUUCAACCCAGCAGAAUCUUUUCAAGGUAGCGGAAGACGGAAAAUAGGCCUACACAUAAGCCCCAGAAGGAAGACGGAAUUGGCUGACAAUUUGGCUCUGAGCAGGUCCCGGCCGACACUGUGCAGUUUCUAUGAUCGGAUGCUGGGGAACCCACUGGUCCAAAGGUCUACCCAUGAAGUCACCAUAAAGACGGUGGCUCCCGCUUUGUCAAGACCUCAUCGCCGCGAGGUGAGGCUAAGAUGAGCAUAACCAGUGACGAGGUGAAUUUCCUGGUGUAUCGCUAUCUCCAGGAGUCAGGUUUCUCCCACUCGGCGUUCACGUUCGGGAUCGAGAGCCACAUCAGUCAGUCUAACAUCAACGGGACGCUCGUGCCGCCUGCCGCCCUCAUCUCCAUCCUGCAGAAGGGGCUCCAGUAUGUGGAGGCCGAGAUCAGCAUCAAUGAGGAUGGCACAGUGUUUGAUGGCCGCCCCAUAGAGUCCCUGUCCCUGAUCGACGCUGUGAUGCCCGACGUGGUGCAGACGCGGCAGCAGGCCUUCCGGGAGAAGCUCGCUCAGCAGCAGGCCACGGCGGUGGCGGCGGCGGCGGCAGCCACGGCAGCGACGGCUGCCCCCGCGGUGACAGCGGCCCCGGCGGCCACGGCGACAGCAGCUGUUUCCCAGCCCAACCCACCAAAGAACGGAGAGGCCACGGUGAACGGGGAAGAGAACGGAGCCCAUGCAAUAAAUAAUCACUCGAAACCAAUGGAAAUAGACGGGGACGUUGAGAUUCCGCCCAACAAAGCCACCGUUCUCCGGGGCCACGAGUCUGAGGUGUUCAUUUGUGCCUGGAAUCCUGUCAGUGAUCUGCUAGCUUCUGGAUCCGGGGAUUCGACUGCAAGGAUAUGGAACCUUAAUGAAAGCAGCAACGGGGGCUCCACCCAGCUCGUGCUGAGGCACUGUAUACGAGAAGGGGGGCAUGACGUCCCCAGUAAUAAAGACGUGACCUCGUUGGACUGGAAUAGCGAUGGGACACUGUUGGCUACAGGUUCCUACGACGGGUUUGCAAGAAUAUGGACGGAAGAUGGUAACCUGGCCAGCACCUUAGGCCAACAUAAAGGCCCCAUUUUUGCGUUGAAAUGGAACAAAAAGGGGAACUACAUUUUGAGUGCAGGUGUGGACAAAACGACAAUAAUUUGGGACGCCCACACAGGUGAAGCUAAGCAGCAAUUUCCGUUUCAUUCUGCCCCUGCUCUCGAUGUGGACUGGCAGAACAAUACUACCUUUGCCUCCUGUAGCACAGACAUGUGCAUUCACGUCUGCAGGCUUGGCUGCGACCGCCCAGUCAAAACCUUCCAAGGACACACAAAUGAGGUCAACGCCAUCAAAUGGGACCCUUCCGGCAUGCUGCUAGCAUCCUGCUCUGAUGACAUGACAUUAAAGAUCUGGAGUAUGAAGCAGGAUACGUGCGUCCAUGACCUUCAAGCUCACAGCAAAGAGAUAUACACCAUAAAGUGGAGUCCUACUGGGCCAGCCACCAGCAACCCAAACUCCAGCAUCAUGCUAGCAAGUGCUUCGUUCGAUUCUACAGUUCGACUGUGGGAUGUGGAGCGAGGUGUGUGCAUCCACACGUUAACGAAACAUCAGGAACCUGUCUAUAGCGUUGCUUUUAGUCCCGACGGGAAAUACCUGGCCAGUGGCUCCUUUGACAAGUGUGUGCAUAUCUGGAAUACUCAGAGUGGGAGUCUCGUCCACAGCUACCGAGGAACGGGCGGCAUCUUUGAGGUGUGCUGGAAUGCUCGAGGGGACAAAGUGGGCGCCAGUGCGUCCGAUGGCUCUGUGUGUGUUUUAGAUCUGCGAAAGUAAACACAAAACAUUACGGGAAAAAGAAAAGACUUCUAAUGGACCAGCUGUGAAUGUGUGGGGUUGCAGCACGCUUCAGACACAAUUCUGUCAGCUCCAAAACUGUAGGAACGUGACUUGCGUUAGCGUGUACUUUGAAAUCAAAUCAUCCCUGGCCACAGGAGUCUGUAUUUUUUCGUAAUCCUCAUCGAGAAGUUUAAAACAAAAGUGUACACACAGUCAUCCCAGAGGGGGAAAGAAUGGUUUCCACCUAGAACAUUCCACCUGGAAAGCAUGAAGCCCGCAGCUAGACAGUGCAUGGUUUGGUUCCCAUCCAGACAGGCUCUGAUACCUGAGAGGGGAGGGGGGCGUAAAAAAAAGCUGUGCCAAAAAAAAAAGAAAGAAAAAUGCUGUGAUAAACCAAAAGAAGGUGGAAAAGUUCUCCUCCACGUGGUGGGUUGUUUUUUCCCCCGAACAAUUUGGACACUACAGUUACUCUCGCAAAGGAUAUUCCAAGACCAGUUUGUACCGAUGAGAUGUGCAACUUUGUAAUCCCAACACUUCCUAUUUUCCAGAACCUUCUUUGUCCAGUGGUUUUUCUAUCGGCUGGAAUCCUGUCGUCAGGGGGCGUUCCAUCUGAGAUGGAAACUGUUUUUGGUUUGUCGCUUGUUCCCGGUUCUUGCCUGUCCUCUCCGCCUUUUCCCUCUGUUGCGUGUGGUCUUGAUUUGCAGUAAACCCUCAGUAGACGCAGCCCCGUGGACGCCGUGACAAAACCUUUGAAGACAGCCUUCUCAUCCCCACCUCCACCCUCCUGCCGUCCCCCCCCUCCCCUUCACCCUCUCGCUGUCCCUUUAUCAUAGUUGCUUCAGAUCUUAGGUCUCAAGGGCACUUUCAGCACGUGAUAAGUGCUUUAUGUAAGAAGACAGGGCAGGGGGGCUUUUUACAGGAGAAAAAAAAAAUGACCUUAUAAGAGAAAGAGCCCGGAGUAUUUUUGGAAAAAAAAAAAAUAUUUUUAUGUUAGAACAAUUUUAAAAUCCUAAAAUGGCCAUCAGACAGAGAGAGCUUUGUGUGGUUUCAUAUUUAAAAAAAAAAAAAAAAUUUAGGAAGACACAGCCAGGGUCCAAGGUAGCUCUUGCCGUUCCCACCGGCUGCAUGAAAGGUGGUGAGCGUGUGGGGUGGGGUGGGCUGGGGACAGGCUCCGUGGGUCGCCACGGAAAUGGGCUUCAGCCCCAGGCGGACAUCCCGGCUGUUGCAGCUCAAGGACCGGUGGCAUCUCUCGGUGUGUGUACCUGCACGACUGCAGGCGAGACGUGACGAAUGAAGCGCUGAGCCCGGAAGCAUACCCCAAACCAAACGGAAUUGAAGAAGCCAUCGAAACCGACAGCUCAGCUCCCUGCGCCUGUUGGUGACACUUUGUUUGCAGUGCCGGUCAUUUCCCCAAGAUGGGCAGCGGGGCGAGUCCUUGCAAAGCUGACCUAACGACAGCCGUCGGGCCUUCACGGGGGUCGAAGAAUGAGGGAAACGAACGGGGAAGGAAGGUUUUUCAGUCCUGAAGGUGAAUUCACGUACACUGAUCAUUUCUGCCGUCUUCGUCACUUCUUGCUCUCCCAAGAGACUAGGAGCAAGAUUUUCUUUUUUAAAAUAAUGAAUCUUUUUACUGUUUUUAAAAAAUUAAACGUGGCUUUGUGUU
This is a messenger RNA of Rhinolophus ferrumequinum (greater horseshoe bat), 3682 nucleotides long. RefSeq names its product transducin beta like 1 X-linked (gene TBL1X). Gene Ontology annotation, cellular component: histone deacetylase complex. The transcript has 18 exons. Gene Ontology annotation, molecular function: transcription corepressor activity; protein binding. Gene Ontology annotation, biological process: regulation of transcription by RNA polymerase II. Lineage: Eukaryota; Metazoa; Chordata; Mammalia; Chiroptera; Rhinolophidae. The record is from RefSeq and is a predicted model, not a curated record. The coding region runs from base 415 to 2016 and encodes 533 amino acids.